AUGGGCCAGCAGAUCUCAGGCCAGGUGGUGAUGACCCGUCUACCUGAGAAGCUGGUGAAACACGCCGGGCUGGUACGAGACAGCAGUUACCUCAACUACGAGGAGUUCCUGGGCAGGGUGGCAGAGCUCAAUGACGUGUAAGGCCGACCAUGUUGUGUCAUACUGUCAAUAUACUAAUUGUUUGCGCUGUUCUUUGUAAUAAGUCAGUAGGCAAAGAGAUCUACAGAGAAAUAGCAGUCUUUCCCCUUUCAUUUUGAGAUAGUGAGAUAAGGCCCCAAAGUACUGGUCCUCCUCUGGCACUUCUUGAACAUGAUCCAAUUACACCACUGGUUAUUAACUGACACGAUCCAGGUUAUGAACUUAAUCAAGAGCUAGAGCUGGGAGAUAUGGACAAAAAUCCAUAUUGCGAUAAAUUGCCUGAAUUGAUGCGAUAAUGAUCAAUAGAACAGUUUUUUAAAUUUGUAUUAUCCUUUAAACUAUUACUACUAGUUUGAUGGUUGUAUCUGUCAAUUGUCCCAUUAACAAUUGCAUAUAACGGCAAACUUAUUUCAUUUCAAACUUCACAUAUCUAUAGUAUAGGCUACUUAUUAACGAUAGCAGCAGAAUGCCUGCGAUAAGUGAUCGGUAUGGUCGCUGUGGAUUAUCCUCCCAGCUCUAGUUAGAGCGUUCUCGGCCAACUGUAAUGUAACCAAGUCUCUUCCCCAAUAAGUAGACCUUGCUGGUGCAAAUGUAGCUCUGACAGGCGGUAAGUGACAGAAAAUUAGGAUAGUUUGGUGUCAGUGUUGAAUUGAACAGAAAGUGCAUUGCUUUGGUUGGACAACGGCACUUAACCAGCGGCAUAAAAAAAAACUCUUAGAUAACUUUAAGAGUGACUUACCUUAAAAAGGUUGAUCAUAAAAUAUUGCAGAAAUGUCAUGACUCAUGAUCAUCAAACAUCCCUUUAAUUGGUGGGGAUGAUAAGGCUAUACUAUAGCCUAGCCUAAUCUUCUCCACGACUAUUAAAUUGUUCCCGUUAGUGAGUCCUUCCCUUACGGUGAAAUAAUUUGUUGAUUUAACAACGUUUCUCCAUGAAUGUGAACUGGACAGGACAGCUAAGCUGGCAGCUGGACAGCAAAAACACCUGAUCUUUGAAGUCCAGACUGGCUCGGACGCCUCUGCUCUGUGGAAAGUGGCUGUGAGAAUAGUGUGUACCAAGGUGAGAGAGGGACAAACUGAAGUUGGUCACCAAUUAAUGAGAUUUUCAUUGUGAAUCAGUCUCCACUCUCCCUAGCUUUUUACGGGGCUUGUAUGUGUUUUGAAACUGAAAUUGUUUGUUGUGUGCAGUGUGUGUGUUAAUGGCAUGUGCAUGUUUUUGAGACUGUGUUAUUGCCUUGUGGUUUGUCAGAUCAACAAAGAAAAUGGGAUGGUGGAGGCGUCUCGUAUCAUGAACCUGUACCAGUUCAUUCAGCUGUACCGUGACAUUACCAGCCAGGCAGCAGAGGUGCUGUCAGCAGAGGGCGCCAGCCUCCCGUCUGGAACCCUCCCAUCAGGGGACUCCUGUCAGGCCAGCAUGUGGAUGGGCAGGUUAGUACAUCACUGUGUGUGUGUGUGUGUUUUCGUUCAUAUGUCUGUGUGUAGUCUUGCGUUGCCAUCCUUCCAAGUCUCGUUCAUUACUUUUCUAUUCUCGAACGUGAGAAAGAGUCUGGAAGCUGAGGCUAGCCAUUGUGUUUGUUCACAUACAGGGUAAAGCAGUUGACUGAUGAGGAAGAGUGCUGUAUCUGCAUGGAUGGGAAAUCUGACCUCAUCCUGCCCUGUGCUCACAGCUUCUGUCAGAAGUGCAUUGACAAGUGGUAAGAGAGUCGGACACUAGCCACAACAAUCCACAGAUGAAUCUGUUGUCACAAGGUCCAUAUUCAUGGGUAAUUUGAGUCAAUGAAAUGAAUUGGUUUGUUUUCAUAGGAGUGGGCAGAGCAGGAAUUGUCCGAUAUGCCGCUUGCAAGUCACCGCUGCCAAUGAGUCAUGGGUGAUGCCUGACGCCCCUACAGAGGAGGACGUAGCUGGCUAUAUCCUCAACCUGGCUGACGAGGCAGGCCAUCCACACAGACCUUAA
Messenger RNA from Coregonus sp. 'balchen', 2089 nucleotides. NCBI's taxonomy places the organism in Eukaryota, Metazoa, Chordata, Actinopteri, Salmoniformes, Salmonidae. The record is from the annotation of a GenBank genome assembly.